CUGUGGAUCAGACUUGUUGGUCCAGCACAUCCAACAGAUGCUAAAUUGGAUUGAGAUCUAGGGAAUUUGGAGGCCAGGACAACACUUUGAACUCUUCACCAUGUUCCUAAAACCAUUCCCGAACAAUGUUUGCAUUAUGGCAGGCACAUUAUCCUGCUGAAAGAGGUCACUGCCGAUAAGGGAAUACCAUUGCCAUGAAGGGGUGUACCUGGUCUACGAUGAUGUUUAGGUAGGUGGCACGUGUCAAUUUGACGUCCACAUGAAUGGCCAGACACAGGGUUUCCCAGCAGAACAUUGCCAAGAGCAUCACACUCCUCCACCGGCUUGUUGUCUUCCCACAGUGCAUCCCCGUGCCAUCCCUUCCUGAUGUAAAUGGCACAUACAUACACAGCCAUCCACGUGAUGUACUGUAAAAGAAAAUGGGACUCAUCGGACCAGGCGACCUUCUUCCACUGCUCCAAGGUCCAGGUCCGACACUCACGUGCCCAUUUUAGGUGCUUUCAAUGGUGGACAGGGGUCAUCAUGGGCAUUCUGCCCAGUCUGCAACUACGCAGUCCCAUACACAGCAGGGUGCGAUGCUCUGUGUGAGGAUGUGACACAUUCCUCCCAUAACCAUCUGUGGCAGCAGGGGCGUGGUCAAGCAUCUCUCCGGAGAGAGAAAGCGGUAAGGGCGCUUACACCUGAGCUAAAUUGUCUAACACCUGUCUCUAAUUUCAGUGAGCACGGGGAGAGCGGCAUAAAGAGAGCGACACAACGCUCAGUCGGAGAGACAGGAUAUGACAGAGCCGAGCCAGAGCAACGAUUCCCGAGUAGUGGAAGUUAUUUGUAGAAACAGUGUGUGUGUUAGUGUUUAAAGAGCGUAUAAAGGUAACUGUAAAGUGGUGUCGAGGAAGAGGGGAAAUAAAGCGUCACCUGAAAAAGAAAAACUGCUUCUUGCGUCCUCUUCUACACUGGUGCCGAAACCCGGGAAUUGAAGUUUGGGUCGAAGAUGGAUGGAGGUCGUCCCGUAGAGUCCUCCCAGUUGGCGGAGAUCCUCCAAGCCCUCGCCAGCCUACAUCGGAACCACCAAGAAACGCUGCUUGAGCUCCGACAAGAUCAAGACCGCCGGUUUGUCAAGCUCAUGCAUGCUCAAGCCGAGGACCGGCAGGCGAUCCGGAGCCUCCUCAGCCAGGGGGCAUCCUCAGCCGCAACCCCGGACACACCCACGCCGUUACCCCCGCCAGCAUUACAGAAAAUGCGGGUGGCGGACGACCCCGAGGCUUUCCUGGAUUUGUUUGAGCGCACCGCCGAGAUCUGGGGCUGGCCGCUCGGCCAAUGGGCAGCCCGACUGAUCCCACUAUUGUCCGGGGAAGCCCAGCUCGCGGCUCAACAACUGCCAGCGUCGAGCCUCCUGGCCUACGGAGAUCUAAAAAAAGCCAUCUUGCAACGGGUUGGUCGCAUUCCGGAGGAAAGUCGUCAACUCUUCCGGAGCUUGAAGUUGGAAAGCUCUGACCGCCCGUUUGCCUUUGCUCAGCGGCUCCGUGACGCCUGCCGAAGAUGGCUGCUAGCAGGGGAUCGCGACGUCCAGGGAAUUAUCGACCAGGUGGUACUGGAACAGUUCAUAGUUCGACUGCCAAAAGGAAUGGCGGAGUGGGUCCAGUGCCACCGCCCGGCGUCGUUGGAGGAAGCUAUCCGACUUGCGGAGGACCACAUGGCGGCGAUCCCGAGGACGGAAGAUCCCUCCUACCUUUUCUCUCCUCCCUCUGUUUCUUCCCCCUCCCCUCUCUCUCCCUCGUCUGCUCUCUCUCCAGGUCCCGUUCCUGCCCCACGCAGGCGAGGAGGAACUCAGCCCCUGUGGGAGGCGACACCUUCCCCUACUCCAAUGCCCCACCGCUCUCCCCUUCAGGGGGGGGCGCACGCCGACGCAAGUGCGGGCGUAGCGCCUGGGCCGGCCUGUUGGAGGUGCGGAGACCCGAGCCACUUCCGAGAUCAGUGCCCUCUGAUGGAGCUGGGGAUGGUGGUGCGGGUCUCUGACCUCCCACAGGCUGCCCCCGACCAGGCCGGAGCAUACCGGAUACCGGUAAGUGUCAAGGGGGGUACUCACCAAGCGUUGGUGGAUACCGGGUGUAAUCAAACCACUAUCCACCAACGCCUGGUUCAACCCAAGGCAUUGGUCACAUCCAAAACGGUGAAGGUGAAGUGUGUACACGGGGAUAUUCACAAGUAUCCGGUGGUGACCCUGACAAUUAAAUUCCGGGGGAAAAAGCAUAGAGUGGAGGCUGCGGUUAGUUCCCGCCUCACCCAUCCGCUGAUUUUGGGGACUGAUUGGCCUGAUUUUAGAGUUUUAUUAAAGGGAAUUUGCGCGGAUGGGUCCUGUGUGAAAAUGGGGAGAUGUGUGAUGUGCGAUGCUCUGGCAGGGGAGGCGGAGCUGGGGCCGUCCUCGACAGCUCCACGUCAUGAUGACGAGAGAGGGGGAGAGGCUGCAGCCCCUCCCCUUCUCAGGGAAUUCCCUGAGGGGGAUUUCCCUUUGGAGCAGUCGCGAGACGAAACCCUCAAACAUGCCUUUGACCAAGUGAGAGUCAUCGAUGGUCAAGGACUCCAGCCUGACAUCGCACUUUCAUACCCCUAUUUUGCAAUUAUAAAUGAGCGGUUGUAUCGAGUGACACAGGACACUCGAACCAAAGAGGAUACAACCCAACUUUUGGUAUUCCAGGCGGCUCAUUAUAAUCCCAUGGCAGGUCAUCUAGGAGAAAGGAAAACACUGAACCGUCUAAUAGCCCGUUUCUAUUGGCCGGGCAUUGGCGGCGAUGUCCGCAGGUGGUGUGCGGCAUGCCGCGAAUGCCAGCUGGUUAACCCACCGGCCACCCCAAAAGCGCCAUUGCGCCCUCUCCCUUUGAUCGAGGUCCCCUUUGAGAGAAUUGGAAUGGACCUCGUCGGGCCAUUAGAACGGUCAGCACGCGGACAUCGCUUUGUAUUGGUCCUAGUGGACUAUGCAACGCGAUAUCCGGAAGCAGUGCCUCUUUGCAACAUCUCAGCACGCAGUGUUGCGGAGGCACUCUUCAAAAUAAUCUCCCGGGUGGGGAUUCCGAAAGAAAUCCUCACUGAUCAGGGCACAACGUUUAUGUCACGGACACUACGUGAGCUGUACGAACUAUUAAAUAUUAAAUCGAUUCACACCAGUGUAUACCAUCCUCAAACGGAUGGCCUGGUGGAACGAUUUAAUAAAACCCUCAAAAACAUGAUUCGUAAGUUCGUGCACGAUGAUUCUAGAAAUUGGGAUAAAUGGCUCGACCCCCUGUUAUUUGCAGUACGAGAGGUCCCGCAAGCCUCCACUGGCUUCUCCCCAUUCAAGCUGCUAUAUGGGCAACGCCCACGCGGCAUGCUUGAUGUAAUGUGA
Molecule: messenger RNA, 3376 nt
Organism: Myxocyprinus asiaticus (Chinese sucker)
Lineage: Eukaryota; Metazoa; Chordata; Actinopteri; Cypriniformes; Catostomidae
Exons: 2
Coding region: 989-3376 (795 amino acids)
Biological process (GO): DNA integration
Molecular function (GO): nucleic acid binding; zinc ion binding
Source: RefSeq, a predicted model, not a curated record